UAAAACUCAAUCACAUUUCCAAAAAGUUGUAGUCCAGUUGCAGCAGUCGAAAAAAGUUAUUUGAAAUUCGUAGUUUUUUACAAAUUGAAUAUUUUCUAUACGAGACAAAAUGGAAGCAACGUUUAUGGUGGCCAUGUUCCUUUCGGUGUUCUGCCACUGCACAGGACUGUUCUUCAAUCCCGUGGAAGCCAGCACGGAAUCGACCAUUUUCCUAAUCAUCGCCAUAAUGUUCCUGCACAAACUAAAGUCGAUGCGCGGCCCAAUUCUUCCGGAAAGCCGAAUGGGAGCAAUCCUCGAGGUUCCGCUCCUCUGCUUCGCUGUCCAGUUGGCCCUGGUAGUCAUUUGGUUCCCCGCCUUUGCCAUCCUGCAAUUCGUGGUGGACUCGGCGUGCAGGAAUCUGCGAAACUGCCUGGGUGACGAGCUCGCCUGGCUGGUGGAGAAGAUCAAUCCACUUAUGUUGUCAGUGGUGCUUCUGGCAAUGGAAUCGGCCGCGUUUCUCGAGGGCUUUGAGAUCAAGGAUGUGCAGAAGUUCUUCGGCUGCAAGGACGACUUCGUGUCACCCAGUGUCCUUUCCUUUGUGGCCACACAGGAGGUGAAGGUUUUGAAGCGGGAGUGGAAGAAAAUGCAAAACGAGCGUUUCAUUAGGGCCAAGAAGAAGUGAAGUGGUGAUAACUGGAAAUGCGCGAAGCAAUACAUCAAUAAACAAUGAUAGUUAAAAAUA
Messenger RNA from Drosophila erecta, 721 nucleotides. RefSeq lists its product as uncharacterized. The transcript has a single exon. The coding region runs from base 110 to 661 and encodes 183 amino acids. The record is from RefSeq and is a predicted model, not a curated record. NCBI's taxonomy places the organism in Eukaryota, Metazoa, Arthropoda, Insecta, Diptera, Drosophilidae.